Messenger RNA from Mycotypha africana, 1863 nucleotides. Its product is annotated as mitochondrial distribution and morphology protein family 31/32. The record is from RefSeq and is a predicted model, not a curated record. NCBI's taxonomy places the organism in Eukaryota, Fungi, Mucoromycota, Mucoromycetes, Mucorales, Mycotyphaceae. Bases 1 to 1863 code for a protein of 620 amino acids. Gene Ontology annotation, biological process: mitochondrion inheritance. The transcript is spliced from 3 exons. Gene Ontology annotation, cellular component: mitochondrial inner membrane.
AUGCGGCAAAAUCGGCCCUGGACUAUGGACGAUUUUACAGCUAUCUUUUCUUGGUUUUUCUUGAGCGGAACAGUCUGGAUUUUAGCUGGGACUACUAGUUUUGUUAGUAUUGGAUUGUUUUUGGCAAAUUCGUUACAAUUUCAAGAAUGGAUGGCCAAUCGUAUUACACAAUACCUUACAUCUGAAACAGGAGCCACUGUUCAGUUUGAAUCUGUCACUAUUCCAUGGAGUGGAGGUAAAAUUCAAUUCAACAAUGUUCGAGUAUCACGUAUGCCUCGCUCAGAAAUAAGAAAAUUUGAAAAGCAUGCUGCUGCAGCGUUAGCAACAACAUCAACAUCAAUGACAGACACAACCUUUGCGCAUGAUAUUGAUACUGAUCCAAUGACCGAUAGCAGUUCUGAUAGAAAUAUCGACCAUAUGGAUGCUUCAGAUCCUUUAGCUGGUGUAGAAUUCGAUGAAGAUGAAAAAAAUAAUGAAGUCCUCAAAAAUUGGAUGUGGUUUGAUCUAAUGAUCGACAAAGUUGAAGUCAAAUUAAGCUUUAUGCGGUGGAUGGAUGGUAAAGGUUUGGUGCAAAGUGCUGAACUGCAAGGCGUACGUGGCGUUGUUGACCGACGUCAUGUCAGAUGGGAUCCUGACGUGCCUUAUGACCCCGUGGCCGCUCGACACAAGUAUACCCCUGGUGAUUUUGAGUUAGAAAAAUUCAUUAUUGAGGAUUUGCUAGUAACUGUAUACCAACCGAAUGGAUUUCGACCAUACCCAGUCUCAAUAUUCAACGCACAAUUGGACAGGUUUAGAAAACAAUGGUUGUUCUAUGAUAUACUUUGUGCCACUUCGAUUGUUGGCUCUUUUGAUAAAUGCCUGUUCAGUGUACAUUCACCACAACUGGAAAAAAGUGUAUUAGAACAAUCUGGACAUAUUGAUUCAUCUAAAAAGGGGUUCCGUAGUCAUGAUAUCUAUCAUUACUUCCAUAAUAAGAAGCCUGACCCUAAAGGUGUGCUUGUAGGCGGAGAAUCCAAACGAUUUGGUGUUCUUACAGAUGACGAUAUGAGAAAGCAAGGCUAUAAAAGAAAAUCUCGCUUAAGAAUUGAUGGAGUGAAUAUUGAUCAUAUCAACCGAGGUGUCGAUGGUCCACCUGGAUGGAUCACUUCAGGAACAGUUGAUGUCACUGCAGACAUCUACAUUCCUCAAGAAGCGGCGGAAGCAGAUUCAACUGAACUUUUAAGGAAACUUGUAUAUGAACUAACAGAUGGUAUCGAGCUUCCGCAACCUCUUAUAUUUGGAGCAGGCAGACAUUCUGACGUUUUGAUUGUUGGGGACAAUAAACAUCACGAAGACGAACAUGAUGAAAAAGACAAAUUAUCGGAGCAGCAAGAACAACGAAUGAAAAAAGCUACCAACUCCAUCGUCAUGAAUGACAAGAACACUGAAAAUGAUGUAGGAGAAGAGAAUACAAAUGCGAAAAAAUUUGUGAUGGAUAUGGAUUUCCGAUUCAAAGACACGAAAGCCUCUGUUCCACUGAAAACGCCAGAACUCAGUUACAUCAGUAAUGCAAUGGUGCGGCCUAUUGUAGGAUACAUUUCCCGGAACAAAACGAUCGUUCCUAUCAAAAUACGUAUCGUUAUGGAUCUGAGCAAUUUUGAUGGUGCUUGGACACUUUAUGACUCGACCCUAGGGCAAAGGAUGGCAGAAAAACUAGGCCAGGGUUUCGUUGAUUUGACAUUAGACCAACAAGAGAGGAACAAGAGGUUAAAACGUAUCGGCUUUUGGAGUAUGAAAGAAAUGUCAAGAAAUUUAUUAAGCGUUCAUGAAGUAUUGAAGGGAACGUCCCGUGGCUUUUGGAGUUACUUAGGAACAGCAAAUUAA